CACACAGACCCUGUCCACACAGGCCCUGUCCACACACACUGCCUCGUCUGCAGAUUACAGUCCUUUCUCUGUCCGACAUAAAAUCAAAUCCUUUGAGAAUCUGGCUAAUGUUGACAAGCCCCUGGUGAAAAGCGGUGAUCCUCAGCCGUAUGCGCUGGCAUAUAGAGCCCCGCUGAACCAAAGGAUUGCAGGUUAUAUGGAACUAGUUAAUGCUGUUGACUUCCGGACACGGCAAAGGAGUUUUAGCUCUUAUGUGGAAAAUCUGCUUCCAGCCACAUCCUGCUCUCUUCGUCUUCGUAAGUCUUCUGAGAAUGAAGUUCACAAAGCUCCAGAUGGGGCUGCGCCACAGACUCCUCCAGUGCUGCGCAAGAAACAUGGCAGACUUCUCUACAGUAGGUUACGGCAGCUCAGGGCUCUCAGCAUGCCUGAGCUGGAAAAACUGUGCAAAGAGGACGCUGCAGGAGGGCGCAGCACUGCAGAUAAAACAGACGCUGACACCCGGUCCACUAUAGCCCCAGUGACUGACAGCUUUCCAACCUGUGCAACUCCAAUGAAAGCAGAUUUGAACAGGGUUAACCACAGCGAGGCUGAAGUCACUGAAGAGACUGCUCAGAGGACCCGAGAGACCCAUGGCCGGCAGCUCGGCUGGUCCAUCAGUUUAGAGGAGCUGUCGGCUUCACCUGUGAGUCAGUGUAAACUGCAAACACUGCUGUCCUCACUAACAGCAAAAGCUUACAUAGCAACCCUGCUUCAGCAAACCAAGACUAACAGAAAUACUCGUCUGGUUGUCCUGAGUAAAGGAGAAGGUUCAGGACUUGGUUUCAGUAUUGCUGGAGGAGUCGACCUCGAGCAAAAGGACAUAACUAUAUGAAGAUUCAGUUAGUCCAGAAAAUCUCAAGAAAAGUUUCUUCAAGAGCAAAAUGCACCAAACAGUGUGACAAAGCCCACUCUGCUGAGGGAAAGUUCAUUAGUCACCAGCUACAGAGGUCAA
Molecule: messenger RNA, 991 nt
Organism: Neolamprologus brichardi
Lineage: Eukaryota; Metazoa; Chordata; Actinopteri; Cichliformes; Cichlidae
Source: RefSeq, a predicted model, not a curated record